GCAAGUCGACGGCUGGCCGCGUAACAGUAAACACAAACACGAGCGGACUACGAAUCCGCACGAGCCGAGUCCAAGUUCUACUAAAAAACGAACUCCCACGAGCAACGAAAGAGUUUUUUUGUUUGUUAACACCAAUACAAAUAUUAUACUGGCCAAAACAGCUGAGCCACAGCAUUGUGUUUUGUUCUUCGCCACUAACUGUUGUUAGACGCCCCACGUGUUCCUUGUUUUUUGCUGUGCAUUUAUAUUCUCUGUGCUUCAUCCCAUAAGGAAAAAAGUGUCAAAAGGAGCUGAUCAUCAAGCAAUCUGCAACCUGUAAAAGAAAAUCGCCAAGAGGAAGUCCCUGAUCAUAUCAAAUCGCAGCACAAUGGAGAAAUCCAGCUUAACGGAGAAGAAUCGCACCCAUGUGUACAAUGACACAACGCGGCCAAAGAAGCCGAAGCGUCGCGACAAGAGCGAUCUGGGUCCGGAUUUCGUGGCGCCCGACGGAGGAUGGGGCUGGGUGGUCUGCCUGGCAGCGGGCUUGAAUAAUUUCUUCCUUUUCCCGGCCCUGCAGCAAUAUGGUUUGAUCUACAGGGAUCGCAUGUUUUCGCUGGGCUUUGAUGCCAAGGAAACGACGACUAUUGUGAAUGUGGUGAUGGCCAUCUCCUCGCUAGUGGGCAUUGUCAAUGGAGCCAUGUUCCGACGGUUCACCUUCCGUCAGGUGGCUAUGACCGGCAGCACUCUGGCCUUCUUGGGCAUCUUUAUAUCAGCCUUUUGCACCAACUUCUGGCAGUACAUCAUCUGCCUGUCGGCGAUAUAUGGCAUCGGACUGGGCCUGUCCAUGGCGGCCACCUCGCUGGCGGUUAACACGUACUUCAAGCAGAAGAGACGACGAGCCACGGGCUUUUCGUGGACGAUCACGGGGCUGGGUCCCAUCUUUUUCCCCCAUGUGUCCCGCUUCCUGGUAGACUUCUACGGACCCCAGGGCAGCAUUCUGAUCUACGCUGGGAUAGGCAUGAAUGCAAUCCUUUGCGCCUUGACCCUCCAGCCCGUGCUGUGGCAUGUGAAGAAGCCGGAGAAACCCAUCGCAGGUGAAACUGAGGGAGGUGCCGAGUCGGAGAAGUUGCAGUCGGAAGGGCUGGAGGCCAAUGGCAAUCUCCUGUCUCCUAGCAAUGAUCCUUGGAAGGAUUACGAGUGCAAGUACUGCCAGUGUCAGAAGCGUGGCAAGCGGGGCCUCUUCUCUUCGCAGUACCUCUUCAACGUGGACGAUCCCGAGAGACCUGGCUAUGAGAUCACCGAUCCGGGUACUCCCAUGUUGGCCCGUGCCAAUGAUGGUUGGUUCGGAUCUAAGCACUCCUUGACUGCAGAGGGUGGACCCGGGGGAGCUCGCUAUCGCACUCGCCAAGCGCUGAUGCGUCAGGUUUCCUCCAGGAGUCGUGAGAAUCUCGACAGAUUGGAGCAGAAUAGAGAUGAGCAGGGCCAGGAGAGCACACCAGUGCCCCUGUACAAGCCGAAUUACUUCAAUCGUGAACGCGAGGACAUGGAUCGGUAUGCCAGCAAGACGAGCGUCUAUUCCCGACCUGGUCAGGAGGAACUACUGCGCUGCACCUGCGCCGCUGACAAGGCACUGCUGCAGAAGACCGCCGAGUCGCUCCAGGUGGACCUCUUGAAUCAGCUGGCUGAAGAUGAGGAGGAGGCAAAGAAACACAUGACCUUCUGCCAGAAGGUGACCAAGUUCUUCGAUCUUGAUCUGCUGCGGGACUUCACGUUCGUCAAUUUGGCCGUUGGCAUGAGCAUCAUGAUGUUUGGCGAGAUGAACUUCUCGGUGCUGACUCCCUUUAUUCUGAAUAGCUUCGGGUACACGGACAAACAGAUCACGUUGGCCAUGUCGCUGUUGGCCACCAUGGAUAUAACGGUGCGGUUCCUGGCUCCGCUCGCCCUGGAGAAGGUGAAGCUGGAUAAUCGGGUCCUGUUCGCCUUCGGCAUCCUCUGCAUCGCUGUGGGCCGCGUGGUUGUCGCCUUCACCACGUCCUACCACGUCAUGAUCGGCGUCUUCCUGCUGAUCGGCUUCGGCAAAGGAUUCCGCACCAUUUUCUCACCCCUCAUAAUACCCAGCUAUGUCCCGCUGAAUCGCUUACCAGCCGCCUCCGGCCUGCAGCUCAUCUUCAACACGAUAUUCUCCCUUGCCAUGGGCCCCAUUCUUGGUAGCCUGACGAAGGCUUUUGGCUAUGCGGCCACCAUCCACGCCAUCAACUCGCUAACCGCUUUGGCCCUGAUUUUAUGGCUAACAGAGUCCGCGGUGCGUCGCAUUUUGGGAAAACAGUCCAAAGGACUGGGUCAAUAGAAGCAGCAUUUAUACUAAUCCGAAUUGGAAGUGUGGCAAAACCUUUGGCGGAACUGAACUACUUGCCAUCCCAGUGUGCGAGAUCAUGGCCUGAUUGGAGCUGCAGACAUAGCCUAGUCCAUUCUUCCCAAUCAAUUUGUGUGCAUAGUAUUACUUGAGUUUGCGGCGCCGGUGUUGCCCUUACUUAAAGAUACCUAAGAAACAUAACUCUUAACUAGCUCAUAAUCACCCAUCGCUACCUUAACUUACGGUAAAUUUUUUUUGUAGCUUUUGAUACUCUUUCUAGACUUAAUAAAUGUACUUAGUGAUAUGUUAUAAGUGUAUAAAUGUUCCGCAGUUGAUAAAUAAAUGUAUAUUAGUUAGAAAA
Drosophila rhopaloa is the source of this 2693-nucleotide messenger RNA. RefSeq lists its product as uncharacterized. The transcript is spliced from 5 exons. Bases 368 to 2326 code for a protein of 652 amino acids. Gene Ontology annotation, biological process: monocarboxylic acid transport; transmembrane transport. Lineage: Eukaryota; Metazoa; Arthropoda; Insecta; Diptera; Drosophilidae. The record is from RefSeq and is a predicted model, not a curated record. Gene Ontology annotation, molecular function: monocarboxylic acid transmembrane transporter activity.